CAAGUUACGAAUGACGUUUUACUUUAAAAUUUCAACAUUAGUACCAAUAAUUUCCUUUUAGUUGUUUGUGUGAUUUCUAUGUUAAUGUGUUUGAAUCGGUUUUGUUUAUUACCCUUUUAAAAACCAGAGGCGAUAUGUUAUUUUUGGUUCUUAUAUGCAGUUAUAUUGUCUAGAUUUCAUUAAAAAUGAGCUAUCAGGAUGAGUACGUGGGUUCCUUCCCGAAAAACUUCAGCUAUGGACCUUUUGAGCAAAAUGGGGAAACGGAUAACUCAUCACUUCAAGAAGACCACAAGCCUCGUAUUUUGUUAAUGGGUCUAAGGAGGUCAGGAAAAUCGUCUAUUCAAAAAGUUGUGUUUCAUAAAAUGUCACCAAAUGAAACAUUGUUUUUAGAAUCUACAAAUAAAAUAGUAAAAGAUGAUAUAAAUAACAGUAGUUUCGUGCAAUUUCAAAUAUGGGAUUUUCCAGGCCAGAUAGACUUUUUUGAUCCAACUUUUGAUUCUGACACCAUUUUCGGUGGUUGUGGUGCGCUGGUUUUUGUUAUAGAUGCACAGGAUGACUACCAGGAUGCAUUGGAUAAACUGCAGUUGACUGUUACUAAGGCAUAUCGGGUAAACAGCAAUAUUAAGUUUGAAGUUUUUAUUCACAAGGUUGAUGGUCUUAAUGAUGAUUAUAAAAUGGAAUCACAAAGGGAUAUUCACCAUCGAGCCACAGAGGAUCUUGCCGAGGCUGGUUUGGAACAUGUCCACCUAUCAUUUCAUUUGACUUCAAUAUAUGAUCAUUCUAUAUUUGAAGCAUUCAGUAAAGUUGUACAAAAGUUGAUACCGCAAUUGCCUACUUUAGAAAAUCUGCUGAAUAUACUCAUAUCAAAUUCUGGGAUUGAAAAGGCGUUUUUGUUUGAUGUAGUUUCUAAAAUCUACAUAGCGACGGACAGCUCACCAGUUGACAUGCAAAGCUAUGAAUUGUGCUGUGAUAUGAUAGAUGUUGUUAUAGAUAUAUCAUGUAUAUAUGGUAUGGUUGAUGAUACCGAAGUAAAUACUUUUAAUAGUCAGAGUUCAAGCCUUAUUAAACUGAACAACGGAACUGUACUUUAUUUAAGAGAAGUGAACAAAUUUCUUGCUUUGGUUUGCAUUCUUCGUGAAGAAAAUUUCCAAAAGCAAGGUGUAAUAGAUUACAAUUUCCUCUGUUUCCGUGAUGCUAUAACACAGGUGUUUGAACUUCGAAACAAAUCCCAAUGUUUGGCUAAAAACUCUUCUGAAGUUGACCUCUUGCCCAACGGCACUGGUGACUCCAGUGAAAGUAACUCGGACCAUUUGCAAGUACAGAUCUAGUAGCACAAAAAACACUAUAUGUAUAAAUUGUAGAAAAAGUACUUUGUAUUAUUGUAAUAAAUUUUUAUUAACAGCUUAUUCCAUGUACCUAUUCAAAGCAGUAACUGUAAAAAUAUGAAAAUAUAUACGAAUAUUUAUUUUUUAA
This is a messenger RNA of Danaus plexippus (monarch butterfly), 1473 nucleotides long. It is a transcript of the gene RagC-D, whose product is annotated as ras-related GTP-binding protein C. NCBI's taxonomy places the organism in Eukaryota, Metazoa, Arthropoda, Insecta, Lepidoptera, Nymphalidae. The record is from RefSeq and is a predicted model, not a curated record. The transcript has 8 exons. Bases 186 to 1328 code for a protein of 380 amino acids. Gene Ontology annotation, biological process: cellular response to starvation; cellular response to amino acid stimulus; regulation of autophagy. Gene Ontology annotation, cellular component: nucleus; lysosome; Gtr1-Gtr2 GTPase complex. Gene Ontology annotation, molecular function: GTPase activity; GTP binding.